GCACGGGAAUUCCCACCUCUCGCUCCUCCUUCCCCUCUUCCGCUAACCAGAACGGUCGCAAACCUGACCACGGGACUGGCACCAGAACAGUUACUAGUGGACCACCCAUCUGGGCGGCACACACCUGGGCACCGCACCGCACCGCACCAUCAGCCCUGCGACAAAUGCAAACUCCCGUCUCCAGUAGUAGUGGCUGGGCUGGGCUGGGCUGGGCCAUACAGGUACCUACUUCCGCACAGCUGGGAAUAAUAAUGGACUGUGUAUCCUUAUUUACGUAGGUACCCGAUCCGACAUACCUCUAGGCGCGUUCCAAGUCAGCUCGGGUAUUAUUAUUGAGUCUCAUGUCAUCUCACUACCUAGAGUUGGUACAGUAGUAGUAGUAAACCUACCUUGCUGUUUGUUGUCAGCCAGCCAGCCCAGCGUGCCGUCGCCGAAACGGAACCCACCCAAUGCGGGAAGUGGGCCGGAUUUGCAGUGCAUGGAGAAUCGCAUGGCGCGGGAUUUCAGGGUCCUAGGUCCUGGACUCCUGGGUAGGUACUGGCUAGAUGGGUGGACGUCGAGAAGUUUGAGUUUGAUAGGUAGGGAGAGGUGGACGAGGUGGUGCACAACCUUACAUAUUUUGCGCAUGCCCUCCCUACUUUCUGGCUAUUUUCUUUUACUCUUCUUGAUUUUUCACUUAUAGAAGAUUGACACGAUAUUUACUUUCAUACAAGGCAUUCAUCUCGUCAAUCUGUUCGCAGGAGACCGAGUAUCAGUCGAAGCGCCUUGACGAUUCACGGCACUAGUCAACCCCAAAACCACCAAAAUGGUCAUCUACGCAACAGACAUGUCUCCCACUCCCUCACCCUCACCCUCACCCUCACCCCCCUCCUUCUUCUCCUCAAAAUCACAAUCCAAACAACCACACCACCACCCCACACCAUUCCCCUUCUUCCCCCUCCUCCCCCUCGAACUCCGCCUCCAAAUCUACAGCGAAUCCCUCCUCCAACACCCCCGCGUCCUCUCCAUAACCAGCACACCCACCUCCUCCCUCCACUGCCCCUCACCACACUCCGCUCUGCUGUCUUUAAACCGCGAAGCCCGCCGCGAAGCUCUACAGUCCUACCAUUUAAUCCGGGAUCUGGAGGGCGAAAGUGGGUUUUAUUAUAAUCCCCACCUGGACACCAUCCAUCUUACGUCCUCGACGAAAUACUCUUCUUCCUCUUCUGCAGAUAUUGCGGACGGUGCAGAAGAGGGAGGGGAAGGGUGGAGAGAGGAAGGAGAGGAAAGGGAUGGAGAGGAAGUAGCAGCAUCCAGCACAUCCACCCCCCAAACCAACUGGCUCCUCCACCUCUCGCAAAUAACCUCCUCCCUCCCCUCCCCGCUGGGAGUCUACUCCCUCGCCCUCCGCGGGGUAUCCACUCUCCCGCCCUCCUCGGCAUUCCUCUUCUCGGGCGGCAGCAAAGUCCGCGAGAUGUUGAUGCUGGUUGGACCGGGUGCGCAUAGGAGCGGGGCGAGCACGUAUUGUGGGGUGAGUGUGGGCUUUAUGCGUAGGAUGAUGUGUAGGGAGAUGGAGAGGGCGUUGGAGCUUAUGGAUCAGGCGGGUGGGUUUGAGAGUGGGAGGUGUCCGGGUUUGGUCCCGCUGGUGGGGGGUGGUGAGGGGGAUGUGGAGGGGAGGGUGUUGGAGGUUUGGGGUGGGGGGGUUUUGGUCGUUAGGUGA
Cadophora gregata is the source of this 1699-nucleotide messenger RNA. RefSeq lists its product as uncharacterized. The transcript has a single exon. The coding region runs from base 806 to 1699 and encodes 297 amino acids. The record is from RefSeq and is a predicted model, not a curated record. Lineage: Eukaryota; Fungi; Ascomycota; Leotiomycetes; Helotiales; Ploettnerulaceae.